Messenger RNA from Polyodon spathula (Mississippi paddlefish), 1975 nucleotides. It is a transcript of the gene ttc33, whose product is annotated as tetratricopeptide repeat domain 33. NCBI's taxonomy places the organism in Eukaryota, Metazoa, Chordata, Actinopteri, Acipenseriformes, Polyodontidae. The transcript has 5 exons. Gene Ontology annotation, molecular function: protein binding. The record is from RefSeq and is a predicted model, not a curated record. The coding region runs from base 368 to 1231 and encodes 287 amino acids.
CAUAUUUGAAACUAUAAUUCAUAUGUUUAUUUUCUUUUUGUUGGGUUGUGACUUAUUUGAUCCAGAUGAUGGGUACAACUGCUUAAUAACUCUUCUACUAUUAGAAUUUAAAAAAUUCAACAAAGUUAGCUGACGUCAUAUGUUUAUACGUCUUCUAUGCCAGUCUAUUUCGAGUUUCCACGCAUUACAGAAACUUUGGGACAAUUAAAGCAUUUAAACGUAGUAGAACACGAUUGAGCCAGUGGUAAAUUUUAACUUCCCUUCUGUAAAAACGUCUUUGAUCCUUGUAAUAAUAUUUUGCAUAGGGCACUGUUGUUUAUUUACACCAUGGAACAAACGUGUAUUGAGACACUGUACCUUUAAGAAAAUGUACCAUUGCCGGGGUAAGAGUGGAAAGUUGAAAGUUCAGAGACACAACAACAAACACAUGGCAUCAUUUGGCUGGAAGAGGAAAGCUGGUGACAAGGUGUCAAAGGUGGCCGCUCAGCGAUUUGAAGCUGAAGCUAGUGAAGAAGCUGAAAUUGAUGGCAAUGAGGUUGACUGGCUCCACGUCAUAAAGCGGCGCAAGGAAGUUCUGCUUGAAGACUGUGCUGCCAAGAGCAAACGGCUAAAGGAUGAGGGAGCAAUUCUGGCAGGAAAUGGAAGACACUGGGAAGCAAUCGGAAGGUGGGAUGAUGCUAUCCAGUUAACCCCAGAGGAUGCUACUCUGUAUGAGAUGAAAUCACAGGUGCUGACACUCCUGCAGGAAGUAUUCCCAGCAGUCCAGGCUGCAGAGAUGGCAGUGCGACUGAACCCCCGCUGGUGGGAGGCUUGGCAGACAUUGGGAAGGGCACAGCUUAACCUUGGAGAGGUUGCAUUGGCAGUAAAGAGUUUCCAGACAGCCAUCCACAUCUGCCCAGCAGAGUGCCACCUGUGGGAGGAGGACCUGUCUUGGGCCCUGAAGCUCAGAGAGCGGCAGAGAGCUGCUGAAGAGGCAGCCAGGCUAGAGGAAGAAGCUGAACAGCAGCUGCUUGCUGCUCCCGAGCUCAUCCCUGACUACGACUUUGAAAGUGAUGAGGUUGUGGCAGCCUGCGUUGCCAUAGCAGAGAGGCAAAAACAAGCUGAAAAAAACAAGAAAACUACCGUCAUCAUGACUGCAUCCAGCUCUGUAGAGACUGUCGGUGAGAAUAAAGACAGCAAGACAACACCUGCUGACCAACAGUUUAUCAAAGCACGAAUGCUGGACCAUUAAUCACCAGGUCACGGAGGACUUGCUAACCAGGACUACAGUAUAUUGUUGUCUCUUCAUUUAAGCAAAGAGUUCAAUAGAUCCACAACAAGGUCAUUCUAGAAUCAGAAAGCUCUCUGUUUUAUCUGUGUGAUAGUUAUCUAUUUAGGGUCAGAGACAGAUUUAGCUAAAGCAAUUUGCAAUGUUUUUUUGUGAAACAUAAAUACAACUUUUAAUGUUACAAAACUAGUAACUAUCACUGUAGACACACUUUUUAGUUCUUUGGAGUAGUUUUAGUAGUUUUUUUUUUUUUUUUUUUUUCUCUCACCACAAAUUUUUACAAAUUGCAUUUUGAUGUAAAGAUCUUGAUAUAAACCCAAGCCAAAAUGUUUUGUCUGGGUUAAUCAGCAACAGUUAUCCAAUUUCCCCCUUCAAUGUAUUCCUGAAAACCAUCCUUUGCUAGAUUGUUUAUAUUAUGAUGUAGUUGGUCGUAACGGAAUAAUGAUUGUAACUAGUAUCACUGGUUUAGCCAUUGAAAUCUAUUUAAGCCCACCCCUGAAUAAUUGAUUAUAUAUGGAAAAGGAUGAUACUCCAGAAACAUUCACAGUUCCAGAAUUAUUUAGAUGAGGGAGGACAGAUGACAGAAUGAUAACAAGACCCCAAAAUAUAGUGUAGUAAAAAAUAACCAUGUUUGCAGCAGCUCAUUUUUAAUACUUGGAAGGGUUGCGUUGAAUCUGAAGUGACGGAUGAUUAAAAGAAAUACCUUGA